Messenger RNA from Gastrolobium bilobum, 3081 nucleotides. RefSeq lists its product as uncharacterized. The record is from RefSeq and is a predicted model, not a curated record. Lineage: Eukaryota; Viridiplantae; Streptophyta; Magnoliopsida; Fabales; Fabaceae. The transcript is spliced from 3 exons. The coding region runs from base 1 to 3081 and encodes 1026 amino acids.
AUGUGUGAUAAAACUGAAGUGUUAAGUCAUCUACUUCAAAAGGGUUUUCCAAGAAAGUACACAUUUUGGUACAUGCAUGGGGAAAAACAUAUUCAAUCCAAUGUUGAAGAAGCACAAGCACGCGAAGACCCAAUUAGACAAUAUCCAAUGCAAGAUAUGUUAAAUGAUGUUUUUGGUGUCUUUGAUGAUCAUGGAAUUGAAGAUUCUGACACAUCAAAUCAACCUAAUGGCGACCACACUGGGGGUACAAAAGAUGCCAGUAAAGAAGAGUUAGAAAAAAUUAAAGAAUUGCUAAGGGAUGGGAAUCAAGAACUCUACGAUGGUUGCACAAAAUAUAGCAAAUUGUCAUUCAUUGUUCGGUUGUAUCAUAUAAAAGUCUUAUGUGGUGCAACUGAUAAAACAUUUUCUUUGAUUAUUGAACUUUUAAAUGAUGCUUUUCCCCAUGCUAAAUUGCCAACAUCUUUCUAUGAGGCAAAAAAGAUGAUUAAAAGGUUGGGUCUAAGCUAUGAUAAGAUUCAUGCAUGUCCAAAAAAUUGCAUGUUAUUUUGGGGUUCACCGGAGGCUGAGAAGAUGGAUAAAUGCGAGAAGUGCAACACAUCCAGAUGGAAAUCAAAUGAAAAUGAUGGUGGUGCAAAUAAUAUGAUGGACGACACAAAGAAGAAAAAAACAAAACCAGCAAAAGUAUUGCGAUACUUUCCACUUAUACCUAGAUUGCUGAGACUAUACAUGUGCUCUAAAACUGCAGAGCAGUUGAAAUGGCAUGCUACGGGGGUAAACCCAGAUGGGUUAUUAAGGCAUCCUAGAGAUAGUAAAGCCUGGAAGGAAUUUGACUUAUUGUAUCCGGAUUUCGCUUCAGAGCCGCGUAAUUUACGAAUUGCAUUAGCUACCGAUGGUUUCAAUCCAUUUGGAACUUUAAGUUCCAAUAAUAGCAUUUGGCCAGUGAUGUUGUAUAUUUAUAACUAUCCUCCGUGGUGUUGUAUGAAGCAAACUUCUCUUAUCAUGUCAAUGAUAAUUCCUGGUCCUAAGAUGCCUGGCAAUAAUAUUGAUGUUUACCUGCAGCCCCUAGUUGCAGAAUUACAAAAAUUAUGGAUUGGUGUAGAUGCUUAUGAUUCCUCUACUGAUGAAAUGUUUCAAAUGCGUGCUUCAUUGUUUUGUACUAUAAGUGACUUUCCAGGUCUUGACAACUUAUCUGGGUGGAAUACACAUACAUUGCUUGCUUGUCCAUCAUGUAAUUUUAACACAGAAUCUAAAAGGUUGAAGUUUGGUAGAAAAAAUUGUUUCAUGGGGCAUCGUCGGUAUUUGUCACCUGAUCACAAGUACAGAUACAACAAACAUUCCUUUGAUGGUUCUACUGAACUUAGGCCUGCGCCUAUUCCACCAUCAGGUUCAGACAUGUUAAGACAAAUUGAGGUGAGUCAAAAAAGGGUUGAGGAUGAAGGUACAAGUGAGAUUGGCCCACAACAAUGGAAGAAAAAGAGUAUCUUUUGGGAUCUACCGUAUUGGGAGCAUAACCUCAUUCGUCAUUGCCUUGAUAUGAUGCAUAUAGAAAAAAAUGUUUGUGAUAAUAUAUUGUUCACAGUGCUUGAUGACAAAAGGAGAACAAAAGAUAAUUUUCAAGCUCGUAAAGACUUACAGGAAAUGGGAAUUAGAGAAAAGCUUCAUCCAUAUCCUAAUUCCUCUAAGUUUCCUCCAUCAUGCUUUAAAAUGAAGAAUUUGGAGAAAGAUAUCUUCCUAAAAGUUCUAAAGAAUGUGAUUUUCCCUGAUAAUUACUCAUCAAACAUUUCUAGAUGCAUUGACAUUAAGAAACGCAAGAUCUCUGGUUUAAAGAGUCAUGAUUCACACAUUCUGAUGGAGCAUCUUUUGCCAAUUGCCUUAAGAAGAACUCUUCCUAAAGAAGUUACUUCUAUUUUGAUUGAGCUAUGUAACUACUUUAGAGAAGUAUCAAGCAAAGUUUUAGAUGUCAAGUAUUUAGAGAAACUACAACAACGAAUUGCUUUGACCCUUUGCCACAUGGAGAUGAUAUUCCCUCCAUCCUUUUUCACCAUUAUGGUUCAUUUGGUUAUUCAUCUUGGAGAGCAAGCAAUGAUUGCUGGUCCGGUACAAUACAGAUGGAUGUACCCUAUUGAAAGGACCCUCGGCCAUUUAAAAUCAUAUGUUCGUAACAAAGCCACACCAGAAGGUUGUAUAGCUGAAGGGUACUUAAUGGAGGAAUGUCUCACUUUUUGUUCAAGAUAUUUAGAUGAUGGUGACAUUGAAACGAGGUUUAAUCGACCAAGACGCAAUAAUGAUGACCAUGAACUUAAUGCUAGUAGUGAAUCAACUAUUUUGUUGAAUUUAUUUCCUACAUCAGGCAGACCUAUUGGUGCUAUCAAGGUUGCAAGAAAGGAUGAUCCCACUAUUUUGACUGAAAUUGAAUGGCUUGCAAAAGGGCCAAAUAAUAUUGCAAGGAGAUUUAAUGGGUAUAAUAUUCAUGGUUUUAAGUUUCGUACAGAGAGGAAGGAGCAAGGAUUGAGUACACAGAAUAGUGGGGUUGUUAUGUCUGCCAUUACUAAAAGAUUUUCAAGUGGUAGGGAACCUAUUGAAAGAUCAAUUGAUGUUAUGUACUAUGGGAAAUUGGUUGAUAUUAUAGAGUUAGAUUACUAUGGCAAGUUAAGGGUUGUGCUAUUCAAAUGUAUUUGGGUAGACACUACACCUAACAAGGGAGUCAAGAUAGAUGAAUUUGGGAUAACAAGUGUAAACUUUUCUCGCAUGAUACACACAGGUGCACAUGAAACAGAUGAACCAUUUAUCCUUGCAGCUGAUGCUAGAAUGGUAUAUUAUGUUGAUGAUCCAAUUGAUCAAGAUUGGUGUUGUGUUUGUCAUGUGAAACCUCGAGACAUAUAUGAUAUGGGAGAUGUGAACUUAAUGGACUUGGAAGAGCCAUUGAUGGAGGACAUACCUUUCUGUGAGCAACAUUUGGAGAAUAUUGAAGAAUUACAAUUAGUUCGGGAUGAUGUCAAUGAACAAGAACAAAAUGAACCAAAUUAUGAUGAAGAUCAUAAUAGUUGCAGUGAUGGAGAUGUAGGAAGAAUGUUAGACUAG